This is a messenger RNA of Frankliniella occidentalis (western flower thrips), 1399 nucleotides long. Its product is annotated as kielin/chordin-like protein. NCBI's taxonomy places the organism in Eukaryota, Metazoa, Arthropoda, Insecta, Thysanoptera, Thripidae. Gene Ontology annotation, molecular function: protein binding. The record is from RefSeq and is a predicted model, not a curated record. Bases 84 to 1160 code for a protein of 358 amino acids. The transcript has 10 exons.
GCCGCCCGGCCCCAGCGGGUUAGUUGGCAGGAGACCACAUUCAGUCUGCAGCAGAGGACCCGAGGUUCAGGACAGUUCACAAGAUGGUUUGCGGCCUCUUCGUCCUCUUAGCGGCGGUGGCGGGUGCCCAGGCCGCCAGCACCGGUGCGUGCGACCAGAGCGCGUGCAGCGGCGACGACUCCGGCCUGCGCCGCCUGCACCACUACUACAGCGAGCUGGACUGCAAGCCCGUCACCAAGCCCGGGGAGUGCUGUCCCACCAGCUACGACUGCGGCCACAUGGCGACGCGAGACAAGUCCGUCUGCUACUUCAAGGGCAAGGCGUUGGACGUGCGGCCGGACAUCAGUGCGCUUGACCCCUCCGCCUGUCUGGCGGGCUGCUUCUGCAGGCAGACCAAGGAGGCCGGCGCUGUGGCGAUGCUCACCUGCGCGCACGUAGAGUGCCCAACCCUUUUCAACCCUUCCCUCAUCCCGGAGGGCUGUGUGGCUACCUACUCGACCGAGAAAUGCUGCUCCGACGGCAUCCUCUGCCCUCAGAAUACGACCGCUGAGACCACCAAAUGCGAGUGGAAGGGGAAGACGUACCUCGAGGGCGAGAAGUUCUACCCGGAGGAGGAAGCCCCGUGCAAGACGUGCAUCUGCCAGAAGGGUUUCGACGGCACGCUGAACGGCCCGUGGUGCAAGGAGGUGACGUGCGGGUUGGAGCUGCACUACACGAACUACAUCACCAAGGGGUGCGCGCCCGUCUUCUACGGCAAGAGCAAGUGCUGCCCCAUAGAAUGGCGCUGCCCUGCCGAUGACGACGUCGUGGUCGCUGUCGCCACGAGCAAGAACCCCGUGGACCCGGAAGCGCCGACCUGCAAGUGGGGCCCGCUCACCCUCAAGCAGGGCGAGAGCCUGGUGCCCACGCCCAAGAGCGGCCCCGGCCCCUGCCAGCGCUGCCGGUGCGAGGUGCCGCCGCACGUGACCUGCGCGACGGACGACGGGCAGACGUGCGCCCCGGACAACGUCCCCGACGUGGCGGCCCCGGAGCCUGUCCCGGACACCACGGUGGACGCGACCACGGCGGCCGCGGCCAGGAGCGCCCGCAGCAUCACCUGUGCGAAUGUGCGGUGCGUCCGAAAAUGCGUGAUGGUGAACGAUGAACCGAAGUGCAUGUAAGCAAUCGAACGCACCAACCAUUUGGCCUUUUCUAUGGUCUGCGAGAAUUGGAUGACCCUCCAUUCAUCUCCCCAGUAGUCAUCAAGUUUCUUUUUUGUUGUUGUUUUUCUUGUGGUUUUUAAAACAAUUUCAUUAUUAUUUUUAAAAAUAUUAUUGUGAACAUCAGUAUUAAUUUUUUAAAUUAUUUGAAUGGAACAUGGAAGUGUCAGUAUAAGAAAUAAACAUCACAUAAAUAAAAA